UUCUUCGCCUCCUUCCGCAUUUCUGGGCCCAGCUGCAGACGGAGCGACGGCUCGGGACAAGGGCAAGGCUGUAGAAAUUUGGUGGUGCAGGAACAUGUCCCAGUCAGCUGAAAAAGUAAAGUUUUCUGACUCUGCUGGCUAUGUGGGGUUUGCCAAUCUCCCCAACCAAGUCCACCGGAAGUCGGUCAAGAAAGGGUUUGAAUUCACCCUCAUGGUUGUCGGAGAAUCCGGUUUGGGCAAAUCCACUUUAAUUAAUAGUUUGUUCCUGACGGAUUUGUAUCCUGAACGUUACAUCCCUGGAGCUGGAGAAAAGAUCGAAAGGACGGUUCAGAUCGAAGCUUCGACCGUCGAAAUUGAAGAGCGAGGGGUCAAGCUGCGGUUGACGGUCGUGGACACUCCGGGCUAUGGAGAUGCCAUUAACAGCCAAAACUGUUUCAAAACCAUCAUCCAUUAUAUCGACAAUCAGUUUGAAAGAUACCUUCACGAUGAGAGUGGUUUGAAUAGACGCCAUAUUGUAGACAACCGAGUCCAUUGCUGCUUUUAUUUCAUUUCCCCUUUUGGACAUGGACUGAAGCCUUUGGAUGUGGAAUUCAUGAAGGCAAUUCAUGGAAAAGUGAAUAUUGUUCCUGUCAUAGCGAAGGCAGAUACUUUAACUUUGAAGGAAAGGGAACGGCUGAAGAGAAGGGUGUUAGAUGAAAUAUCCGAGCAUGGCAUCCGGAUUUACCAGCUGCCUGAUGCCGAUUCCGACGAGGACGAAGAGUUCAAAGAACAGACAAGGGUCCUGAAGGCCAGCGUUCCUUUCGCUGUGAUCGGGUCCAACCAGCUGAUCGAAGUGAAGGGGAAAAAGAUCCGAGGUCGCCUCUACCCCUGGGGGGUGGUGGAAGUGGAGAACCCCGAACACAACGACUUCCUCAAGUUGCGCACGAUGCUGGUGACACACAUGCAAGAUCUCCAAGAAGUAACCCAGGAUUUGCAUUACGAAAACUUCCGGUCGGAGAGAUUAAAAAGGACUGGCAAGCCUGCGGAAGAAGAAGUCAUGGACAAAGAUAGGAUCCUUCAGCAGAAGGAGGCCGAGUUGCGUCGUAUGCAGGAGAUGAUCGCCCAAAUGCAAGCCCAGAUGAGGAUGAAACCUGCAGACGAGUAAGGAGGCAUCCUCAGACUUUGACACGGGGGACUCGGUGGCUCUUAAAGACUCAGGGGUCAUGAACUGAAAUUGAAUUUCAAUGAUGACACUAAUGGAUUUGGAGAGGUUCAUGCUUGGACGCCGGAACCAGGAUAUGACGCAGUGCAGCUAAGAACCCUUGGAAGUUCACAUUGGAAAAAAAAUUGAACCCACCUGUCCACGUAUAAGUAUAACCAUUGUUUAUAUCUCCUUUCAUGUCUUGCUAUGCAUGAAAUGUAGCAUCACGAUAUGGUACAAUAUUAUUUUUCUCCCUCCUUUUGCAUCCUUCGAUGUGUCUCUUGCAUUGUUUAAAAUCCCCAGUGAACAUGGCACGUUGCAUCUGCUGAGCUUUAGAAGCAGGACUUAAUUCCAUUGUUCUCUUCUGCCCAGGUGGCUCUGGAUACAUUUCUACCCUUCUCUCUCUCUCUCUCUCUCUCUCUCUCUCUCUCUCUCUCUCUCUCUUUUCUUUCUUUUUUUCUUCAUUAAGCAAAUCCGUGCAUCUUUACUAUAAACAUGCCCUGUCGGAAUUAUAUUUUAGUUUAAGACUUGCCGAAUUCUUCUGAGCCUUGUGAGUUGUAGAUACAUUUAUUUGCCACCUAGCUAGGUGCAUUUAUAGCAUUCUUCUCUCUGCUUUGUAAAAGAAAAUGUUUGUAGGUCACAUGGGAUCAAAUUCUUCCUUUCUGGUGCUCCCUUAAAAAAAAAAAAAUACGGUACAGAACAUAUAACUUGCCAAGCACGUGAAAAACUUGGAGACUUUCACCCACAAUGCCUUAAAAAUCAUGGGUAGAACAUUACAUGCCCAUCUUUUCUAAAAGAAAUUUCUAAAUUUCUUUCUAAAAAAAUCAGUCAUGGGUUGUUGGGGUUUUUUGGUUGUCACCGUGUUUUCUAUCCAAUUUAAGCUCUGUUCAGUUGAGAGAACAAUGAUAUAAAUCCUCAAAGGUUUUUAUAGGCAUCAUGACACUAAUUUUCUGGACCGUUUUUGUAAUAAAUGGAAUCAACCUGACAAAAA
Pseudonaja textilis is the source of this 2171-nucleotide messenger RNA. Its product is annotated as septin-2. NCBI's taxonomy places the organism in Eukaryota, Metazoa, Chordata, Lepidosauria, Squamata, Elapidae. The record is from RefSeq and is a predicted model, not a curated record. Gene Ontology annotation, molecular function: GTP binding. Gene Ontology annotation, biological process: cell division.